AUCAGCUAGGCAUGAACUUGAAUCUGAAGGUAUUUGCGCCUGGAGGUGUCAGAACCUGGAAUCUGGAAGGCAUUCAGCGCCUCCUUGGAAACCCGCAAUGCAGCUUGGCUCAUGAUCACCGUCUCAGAGUCCUCAAAGAUCCGCAAUGCAGCACUGCUGGGCAAUUUUUGUAAUGCAGGCUGAUCUAGCUUUCAAUGGUUGACGUUGUUAGUCCCAAGCCACAUAAACAAAGACCAAAGGAAGUGAUUAGACAGCACUUAUGAUCUCAUUCUUUCACUCUUCAAAGUUGCUCGCUCUUGCAAGUCUCUACAAGCCUCCCUGAUUCAUAUACCAUAGCUGGCUUGACCAAGUACGAAACUUGCAUCGAGAAGACCCUCUCCGCCAAUUUGCCCUGACUCUUGGGAGUACCGUCUAUCAUAAUGGCUGCCAAUAUUCCAGAGACAAUGAGAGCCUGGCAGUAUAAUAAGUACGGUGGUGGCGCCACCAGCUUGGAGCAGGUCGAGAUACCCGUGCCGAAAGCUGGAAAGAACCAGAUUCUUCUGAAGAUCCAUGCAUCUUCAGUAAACCCGGUGGACUGGAAGCUUCAGACUGGGUUUGCCAAGUUGGUUAUCCGGCUCACCCUCCCCAUUACCCCAGGCCUCGACAUGGCUGGGACGGUCGCCGCUGUUGGCUCUGGCGUAACACACCUUAGCGUCGGCGACAGAGUGGCGGUACAAACUAACAUGACGAAGCAAGGUGCUCUGGCAGAGUACGCUGCCGUUGACACCAAGGCCGCAAUCGCCAAGCUGCCCCCAGAGGUGUCAUUCGAACAAGCGGCGGGCCUACCGGUCGCGGCAAGGACGGUGCUGCAGGGGCUGACCAAGGCGGGGGCGUUCCCUAAAUCGAACGGGCGGGUCCUAGUCCUGGGAGGGUCCGGAGGGGUGGGACACUAUGCCGUGCAGGUUGCCAAGGCUGCCGGUGCCCACGUGACCGCGACCGCGGGCGCGCGCAACUUCGACUUGCUCAAGAGCCUGGGCGCCGACGAGGUGCUGGACUAGAAGAACGUCGCCGAUCCCUCCAACCCCUUCCAAAGCGCGUCUAAGGAGCCGUAUGACGCCAUCCUGCACUGCACGUACAACGAGGAGCCGUGGGCCGCCUGCCGGAAGGUGCUCACAAAGAACGGCAAAAUGAUCAGCUUCAGCCCGGGGGGUGGUUACAUCAUGAGGGCGGUGCUGCAGGCUGUCACCUUUCCUAGGCAGCGCUUGAUUCCUAUGACCUGCGUUGAAAACUCCAAGGACUUGCAGACACUGGUGGGCCUUGCUGCCGAGAAGAAGCUCCGAACGGUUGUCGAUAGCACGUACUCGUUUGGUGAUGCCAGAAAGGCCUGGGAGAAAAGCAUAGAGGGACACGCGGUGGGCAAGCUGAUUGUGACUACGCAGUAAGGUGCAUGUUGCAAUCACUGCACCAAUACGGUCAGUGUGUAGCAUCGAGCAAGGUUCUAUCCAGUGCGCGCGCAAGCUUGCAGCAUCAAAUUCAAUGCCACAUUGACAUCACUAUUGUGUAGAUCGUUGCGUGUGACUUUCACAGAUCGUUGUACAUAUUGCUGCAUAGAGGUUAGCUGUAGAAAUAUACUGAGUCCGAACUCGAACAUUCUCGAUCAUAUGAUUGUUGUUGACAAAAUUGUGAUACCCGAAGCUUGAAUCUGUAAAGGCUUCAUGCAGAUUGUGG
Messenger RNA from Klebsormidium nitens, 1707 nucleotides. The record is from the annotation of a GenBank genome assembly. Lineage: Eukaryota; Viridiplantae; Streptophyta; Klebsormidiophyceae; Klebsormidiales; Klebsormidiaceae.